GAGGCCAUCGCCCGAGGGAUCCUACCUCCACCGAAUUGAGGCCAUCUUCGGUAUUACGGAUUGAGGCUAUCUCCGUCAUAGGCAAUAAAUGUUAAGUGGUUUGACUUUGGUGAAAGUCUAAAUUGGUUUGACCGGUGGUCAAAGAGUUAAUGAGAAACCCGUAACACCUAAAUCGUUUUGAAAAGAAAGAAAAUAAGUUGACUGUUGGUCAACCGUCUAAAGAACCGAAUGUAAAGUUGAAUUGAUUUUUAUUAAAAGGAUAAACAUAUGCACGAUCUUAAUUGUUGAAUUAUUAUGUUUAUUCUUGUGCUACAAUGGAGUACCACUCAGCGUCAAUGCUGAGCGGAUAGCGUUGUUUUCCUUUUUGCUGUCCGUAGGUGAUCAGACAGAUGAACCUAGAGCCGAUCCCAGAGGGCAUUGAGGAGGAGAUAAUGAGUCAAGAAUCGACCCACGGUCAGUACGUUCCGGAGCCGGAGCACGUGAGCGUGCACACGGUGAACACCGAGGGUUCGAGUUUCACGCCUCCGGGUGACGGAGGGCAACAGCAGAAUCAACCUGCGCCAGCGGGACAGCCACCAGCUGUACCACCGCCAGUCGUACCACCUCCAGUGAUGCCACCGUUGGUGAUGCCGCAGGUGGCCUACGAGCAGAUGUUCCCGGCCAUGAUGGCCCAUUAUAUGCAGCACAUGGCGCAGCUUAUGCCCAUGUUCCAGCCACCGCCACCACCACAGCCGCAGCCGCGCAUCGUUACCUUCAAGAUGUUGAAGGAUAAUGGAGCGGAAGAGUUCCGAGGAGACAAGAUGGGGGAGCCCCAGAUUGCAUUGGAUUGGCUUGAGCAGAUGGACCGGGUACUCAAGAAUUUGAGAGUCCCAGAUGCUGAUCGCUCGGAGUUGGCGUCACAGAUGUUCCGGAAGGGAGCAUAUGAUUGGUGGAAGCGCAUUGACCAGGAUCCACACACGCCCAAGCCGUGGACCUGGGAUCGCUUCGAUCGAGCCUUCACGAAGGAGUACGUCCCCACCCGACUUCCGGGUGAGAAGGAGAUCCGCGCUAGUCUUCCUAUUUGAAUGACUUAGCCUUCAGCGGGUUGUAGCGAGACAUCCGGUUCUUAUGCAGUCUUCCAGAUCUGAGGAUUUUUAUCUGAUUGAGAAAUCCUCACUUGUCUCUGACACUUCCGAUUUAAGAUAUCCAAUUUUCAUAUCACUGAAAUUGAUCAAGUCUUCAGGCAUCAAAACGCUUAAAGAAAUAUCACAGUUUUAU
Molecule: messenger RNA, 1257 nt
Organism: Cuscuta campestris
Lineage: Eukaryota; Viridiplantae; Streptophyta; Magnoliopsida; Solanales; Convolvulaceae
Source: the annotation of a GenBank genome assembly